Molecule: messenger RNA, 942 nt
Organism: Pezoporus occidentalis (night parrot)
Lineage: Eukaryota; Metazoa; Chordata; Aves; Psittaciformes; Psittacidae
Gene: PSRC1
Product: proline and serine rich coiled-coil 1
Source: RefSeq, a predicted model, not a curated record
CCGGGCCACGCCCCCUCCCCGCCUCGGCGCGCGCGCGGGAGAGCGGGAACCGGGGGCGGCAGCCGCGGCCAUGGAGCAGCCGCGGCCCCCCCGCGGCCCCCCCGGUGGCGGCGAAGCGGGGCUGCCCCCCCCCCCCCCCGGGCCCCCCGACGUCCGCUUCGUCACCGAGGAGAGCUUCGACUUCGGGCUCCUGUCCCCGUCCGACAGCCAGGACGAGGAUGAGGAGGAUGAAGCCGAUGGCGGGGGGGGGUCCGGGGGGGGCUGGAGCCCGCUGCGGGGCGCGCGCCUGGAGGAGCUGGUGCGGGAGGCGUCGCGCGUGGCCGCGGAGCUGCAGCGCUGCCGCCUGCCCCCCCCCCCCCCCGCGGGCCCCCGCCCCCCCCGCAGCCCCCGCCGGGAAACGUUCGUGGUGCGGGACAGCCCCGUGCGCGCGCUCCUGCCCACCGUGAGCGCGCGGGGCCCCCCCGCCCCCCCCCCCCGUGCCCCACAGCCCCCCCCCAAGCACCGGGCACCCCCCGCUGCCAGCAGCGCCCCCAAGGCGGCCCCCACAGCGGCACCCAAAGGAGCCCCCGGCACCAGGGUGCCCCCCCCGAGCAGGGUGGGGGGAGCCCCCCCCAGGCUUUGCACUCCCCAAGGGAGGGGGGCUGGGGCCCGGGGAAAGGAAGGAGCGCGGGGGGGGGCAGCAGCCCAGCCAAAGGCGAGGGGAGCUCCCCCCCCAAGCCGCCAGCCCCACAGCAGGACCCCGGCCCCCCCCAGCCCCUCAGCCCGUGCCCCCCCAUCCACCACCCUGCCCCGGGCCAGGGGGGGCCCGGCCCCCCGAGGAGCAUCACGGGGGCCCCCCCCAGCACCCAGCACUGGCUGCAAACCGGGGCCCCCCCCCGGCCGCCUGCGGGGCCCCCGGAAGCCAGCGGUGAGCAGCGCCCCAAGGUGACCCCCCCCACGGGA